Molecule: messenger RNA, 852 nt
Organism: Trichobilharzia szidati
Lineage: Eukaryota; Metazoa; Platyhelminthes; Trematoda; Strigeidida; Schistosomatidae
Source: the annotation of a GenBank genome assembly
AUGACUGGACUACAUCAACAGCUACAACAACAACACCACCAACACCAACUAAAACAUCAAGAACAAGACGAACAACGCAUACUGUUACCUGAUAUAGAUCAGAGUAAUUCAGAUUGUAAUGAAAAUGAUUAUAUGAAUACUGGAAUGUUAAGUAAAAAUUAUACAGAGACUAAAAAACUUCUGUUAAAGGUCAGUAUUAUUAUAGGUAUUAAAAUAAUCACAACAAUAUUGAUUACUGUUAUAUUCAAUAAUGUGACAGCUAUCAAAACUGUACUAAAUGAACAUCCAUGGAUAUCACCGGUGUUUGGUAUACAGGCUUUACUUUUCGGUGGACUACUCUUCUUUGUACCGAAUUCAUUGACCAGUAAACCAUGGAAUUAUAUUCUCCUCUCAUUGAUUGCACUGACGUCUGGUAUUGUAAUAUCAACAUUUGCCAUUCUUCCAUCAACUACCUGGUCAAUGUUAUCCUGGAUUAUCGCCAGUAUCCUGUUCGGUGUAUUCUUCAUUGCUGGUUUAAAGCUACAAUUUGAUUUAACAAGAUACUGGCAUUUAAUUAUUAUUUACGCAUUGAUAAUGAUGUGUUUAGGCUUUAUCAUAUCAGUACUGUUAAAUGAACUGAAGACAGGUCAAGUAGCUAAUCAUAUACUUGGCGCAAUUUACGUUCUUAUAUCUAUUCCUUGUAUUAUCUGUGAAGGUCAAAUGAUGCAAGGCGGGAAAUGUAUUGUAUUUAAAAGAAAACAAUUUGUAUUAGCAUGUUUAAUGUGUUGGUUUACGCUGAUCUGUACAUAUUUUGGAGUGUUGUUUCAACUAUCAGACUAUAAUUUCUUUGUAUCAUAUAUCUCUAACACAUAA